GAGCAUCAUGUCAACAGCAAUGGACAUGUUCCUAAGCGCAACAGACUCGUUGUCGUUCACAGAUAUCUUAGAUAUAGAUAUAAAAUCUGAAAUAGAUACACUAGUUGGGGGACACAACGACUUCUCAGGAUUUAACUUUAACGACAUGCCUCCUUUAGAAAUCGAAGAUGUGCAUGAUAUAAAAUGGUUCAAUUCCAACUCGAAUCAUUCUAAUUUAGAUUUCAGUGGAGAAGAUGGCCCCACUAUGGUCAACCCUAACGCUGUAAUGCCCGUUAUGUCCUUAGCACAAAGUAUCAGGUCACCGUCUCCUACAUUAAAAGAAAGCCAUUUAACAUUCUCGCCUGCUACUAUUAAAAUAGCAGCUAUAAAACCAGAUAAUCCAACAGUUAAGAAAGACUUAACUUGUAAAUUAGAAGAAGUAGUCGAGAAGAAACCUGUGAUUAAGACAAUUACGAAAGUGACACCUAUCUUAGCCAAACCUGCUGUAAAAACUAUCACAAAGGCACCAACUUUACUUACUUUUAGAAAUACUGUAAACCGAACUAUAGCGUCACCUAUAAAUAUUACACAAGUUAACAACAUUGCAACCAUACGAACUGUGACUCCAUCUACGAUUAAUCGCAAAAUUCUCAAUGGUAGGCCCUUAUAUGAUGAUGAAGAACGGGCAUUUCCAAAACCAGCUUACAGUUACAGUUGCUUAAUAGCUAUGGCCUUGAAAAACAGUAGAUCUGGUAGCUUGCCCGUUUCUGAAAUCUACAACUUCAUGUGCAGACAUUUUCCUUAUUUCAAAACUGCUCCCAAUGGUUGGAAGAAUUCAGUGAGGCACAAUUUGUCUUUAAACAAAUGUUUUGAGAAAAUAGAGAAGCCUGCAUUGAAUGGUGCUCAACGAAAGGGAUGUUUAUGGGCAAUGAAUCCUGCUAAAAUAAGUAAGAUGGAUGAAGAGGUACAAAAGUGGUCAAGGAAGGAUCCACAUGCCAUCAAACGGGCAAUGGUAAAUCCUGAGCAUCUAGAAGCGUUGGAACGAGGCGAGAUGAAAUUUUCUUGUUCAUAUGACGAAGGAGAUAAUUUUGGAGAUUCUUGCGGCAGUGCUGAAGAACAAAGUGAAGGCUCAGACUAUGAACAGGAACAAGAAGUUGAUGUUUCAAAUGUUGCCAAUACCCAAUACGAAUAUAUACAAGUUAAGGAAGAGGAUAUAUCUGAUCUGGACAUCGAAGUUUCCGAUGCUUAUGAAGAAAUAGAAGAUGACCAGGAGAUGUUAAGAGUAGAAGUGGCGCUAGCUCAAAAAGAAUUAUUAGAAUAUGAACGUACCUUAAAUAACAAGAGGCGGAGGACGUACAUAUUGCAGCGCUAGGUAAACCACUAUUAAGUACAUCAUUGGGUAUUUAGAAAAACCUAACCUAAAUUCUCAGUGUAUCUUUUUUGUAAGGGAAAAAGCGAAGCUGUGUCUGAUGGUGAUAUAUAUAAAAAAAAACUUUGUAAAUAGUUGUAAUAACCUUUCUCCUGCCUAUAUAACUUUUUAGGAAUUAGUAAGUUAAGUGUUGGUUUUAAAAAUACAACAAGACUGCCAAUUCUGACAAUGAUGUUUUAAGUAAUUUUUGGUGUCGUGUUCUGUAUCAAUGGACAAAAAGAGUAAAGCUCCUGAUAUUUAUGUUUGAAAGCUGAAAUUGGUAAUAUUUACGUUUACUUGGGAUAUUACCAAAUUCUCAUUAACUAAAAUAAAUUUGAUGAUUUAUUUUUUUUGUCCUUCCAUUUUAUUAUUUUUUAAUCUACUCGAAUGUAUUUCACAGUUUC
Molecule: messenger RNA, 1791 nt
Organism: Diabrotica balteata
Lineage: Eukaryota; Metazoa; Arthropoda; Insecta; Coleoptera; Chrysomelidae
Source: the annotation of a GenBank genome assembly